CCUUUUCUUCCCCAGCUAUUGGCGUCCCGGGCCGCUCGGCUCCACCCCAGCCCGCCAUGGCGUCAGCCGCCGCUAGCCCCGGGAGGAGGUUCCCACUUUAAGAAGUGAAGUUUUCCGUCCCCUCCCCCUCCCUGGCCACCUCCUGCCGCCUCCCGCGCCCCGCGGGACCGCGGAUGGAGCUCCGCCGCGGCGGCGUGGGGAGCCAGGCUGCCGGCCGGAGGAUGGAUGGGGACUGCCGAGAUGGCGGCUGCAAGGACGCCGGGUCGGAGGACUACGAGAACCUGCCGACCAGCGCCUCGGUGUCCACCCACAUGACAGCCGGAGCGAUCGCCGGGAUCCUGGAGCACUCGAUCAUGUACCCAGUGGACUCGGUGAAGACACGAAUGCAGAGUUUGAAUCCAGAUCCCAAAGCCCAGUAUACAAGUAUCUAUGGAGCCCUCAAGAAAAUAAUGCACACGGAAGGCUUCUGGAGGCCUUUGAGGGGCCUGAACGUGAUGAUAAUGGGUGCGGGGCCAGCUCACGCCAUGUAUUUUGCCUGCUAUGAAAACAUGAAAAGGACUUUAAAUGACGUUUUCGGCCAUCAAGGAAACAGCCACCUAGCCAAUGGGAUAGCUGGGAGUAUGGCAACUCUGCUCCAUGAUGCAGUAAUGAAUCCGGCAGAAGUGGUGAAACAACGCUUACAGAUGUACAACUCGCAGCACCAGUCAGCUCUCAACUGCAUCCGGAUGGUGUGGCGGACCGAGGGGUUGGGGGCCUUCUACCGGAGCUAUACCACGCAGCUGACUAUGAACAUACCCUUCCAGUCCAUCCACUUCAUCACCUAUGAGUUCCUACAGGAGCAGGUCAACCCUCGCCGGGACUACAACCCGCAGUCUCACAUCAUCUCAGGAGGGCUGGCCGGUGCACUGGCCGCGGCCGCCACCACCCCACUGGACGUCUGCAAGACCCUCCUCAACACUCAGGACAACACGGCUCUCUCCCUGGCCAACAUCAGUGGCCGGCUGUCGGGCAUGGCUAAUGCCUUCCGGACAGUGUACCAGCUCAAUGGUCUAGCCGGCUACUUUAAAGGUAUCCAACCUCGUGUCAUCUACCAGAUGCCUUCCACCGCCAUUUCCUGGUCCGUGUAUGAAUUCUUCAAGUACUUCCUCACCAAGCGCCAGCUGGAGAAUCGAACUCUGUACUAAAGGAACAGGCAGUGGGAAGUGGUUCCAGCAUCUUUUGUUCCUGCCUCAUCCCCUCCGUCCUCACACUGAGAUCCUGUCGUGCAGGGUGCUGUGCCAGGGGUCCUUUGUUCCCUGGUGCCUUAGAUAAAGGAGGACCGGGCCUCCACUGACCAGAAGGCUGUCUGUGGGGACAAUCUGAGGUAGUGGUAGGAGGGAAAAACUUAGGAAGGAGAGUGAGAAGUGGCAUUUGCAGAGGAAUGUAGCUUUUCUGCCUCACUGUGACAUUCUCCUUCCUAGAUCUUAGAUCACACCACAGGGGGAAGAAGGGCAGCAGUGAGCACAUAAAGAGUGAGUUUAUGUAUAUAAAAAUACCAUUGCCCAGUCUAACAUAGGUGGAUAAUGUUUAUCCUUUAUUUUUCUACAUAGAGAUUUUUGAAAUUGUGUGUGUACUUGUGUGUCCAUAAAUAGUAUGAUUUGGAAUGAUCAACCUGUAUUUAAAAAAUAAGAGGGUUGUAUUCCUUCCAUUGUGUGAAGUUAAAAAAAAAAAAAAAAAAGGAAAACAGGCAUCAAAGUAGUAAAUGGCCUUUGUGGCCUGAAAUUGUGUGGAACCCCCGCUCCCCGGAUGGAAAAUUUAACUUGAAUGUAAAAUAAUAAAUACUGUUUAUAUUUUGAACUUCUUUUCAUCGGGGAAAAAGGUACAUUGAGAACAAAUCAAAAUAAUCUAUGACUUUGAACUAUUUUUUUUUUAAAUGCAGUCACCUUCCUGUGCCUUUCCCUUUGUUUCCUAAAAAUUCCAGGACAACAAAUUGGGGUUCCGGAGCAUUUUCCUCCUGCUGUGGACACACACAUACAGUACUAGGCAGCAAAAGCUGCCUACACUGUAAAGUGGGGGUCUCAGUAGAAUUAGGAUGGCCGGCCUUAAGCUUGCUGUGGUAUUUCCUUGUGAGUGGUGUGUAUGCCUCCUUAGCAUUUAGAAGCCCUGGAUUUACCACCACUUGGCUACUGAUUGAGUGAGGCUGUGAGAUAAAGCCUGCCUCUCAGGACUUCUCUGUCAACCCCGUUCUCAGGCACUUCAAGUAACUUGGUCUGUGUGUGUUUUUACCAAGUUUCCUCCUAAUCCUUUCCCCUUUCAGUCUGGAGAUUUUGAAAAACAUGGUUAGAAUAUUUCUGGCACUUGUCUAUCUCCCCAUCCUGUUCUAGCCAUUUAGCUCUCCCAUCCACAGCCUCUUAUAGCACUGUGAGGCCAGUCCUCCAACUGGGACUCUACUGCUGAUGCCUGGUGUUGACCCCUGGGCCUCUCCACAGCCUGUCUGUCUAGUCUGCAUCACCUGAGAACAUACCACAGCCUCUUUGCUUUGUUUUCUGAAAUGGAGCCAGAUUAUCGAUAAGAGAAAAUACAAACCUGCAUCCUCCAUCUCUGCCACACUCCGAGGUCAGAAUGGUCUGCUUCCCCUUCCCAGCCUAUCAACGAGUAGGAAGCACACAGCUGUUUUCACUUUGGUGGGUCUCCAGCUGCCACCAUAGCUGUGGUUGAUGUGCUUCCUCUUGGACCUCUGGUUCCUAUGGAUGGUGUGGUUGCUUGGGGAGCUCAGCUUGGACUUGGGGGAGUUUUCAUCUUGGGACCAUGCACCCAGUGCUUGGGCAUAAGGUUUUGUUUUUGUCCUAAUGGCUGUGAGAAAUUACAUGAUGAAACUGUCAGUUGAUUUCUUUUUCCAGAUCAAAGCGAUUCUGUAUACUCCACAAGGGAUUUGGGGUUAGCUCCUGACUGUCCUGUCUUAGGGUGACAUCUUUCUUUCACUUCUGUGGAAACCGAUUUCAGCAGACUUCUGUGCACAGCUUUGGUGACCCCUAUCACCACCAAAAAUGUUUGUUUCUACUCGCCCUGCCUGGAUUGUGUUGAAUAAUGCUAAAUUUGUGAAGGGGGGCAGGGGCGGGGAUCAAAUCGUAGAGUCUAAAGUAAAAUUUAAAACAACUCCUAGAAAACAUUCCUACCAUUCCUUUGGGUUCAUUGGUGUAGACUAGACUGUUGCAAACACAGAGUUUCCUCUAGGGUUUUGUUCCCAGUGAUAUACUUCAGGAAUAGUUCCUUUGGUCAUGUAAGAUGGAGCUCUGUGAACUUGAAGCCCAGGGAUCUAUCUCAUUGUGACUUUCCCCUCCCUGAGAUGAUGGAUGGAUAGGGUGGGGGCAGCUUUCCAUUCUUCCUUCCCACCUGGUCAUUUUGAGGCUGAGUGAU
This is a messenger RNA of Nannospalax galili (Upper Galilee mountains blind mole rat), 3396 nucleotides long. RefSeq names its product solute carrier family 25 member 37 (gene Slc25a37). The transcript is spliced from 4 exons. Gene Ontology annotation, biological process: iron import into the mitochondrion. Lineage: Eukaryota; Metazoa; Chordata; Mammalia; Rodentia; Spalacidae. Gene Ontology annotation, molecular function: ferrous iron transmembrane transporter activity. Gene Ontology annotation, cellular component: mitochondrial membrane. The record is from RefSeq and is a predicted model, not a curated record. The coding region runs from base 174 to 1184 and encodes 336 amino acids.